CGUCACAAGACACCUCGCUGUGCCCCCAGUAAGACGAGGAGGAGGUGCACGAUCAUCGGCCAUCCUCGCCUUGUAUAAACUCAUUUUCGGCGUCGGUUUUUGCGCUGAGUAAACAAGCGCCGUCCGGGUGCUUGUUUGUUUCUAGCGGUUGAACGAUCCAUCGCAAAGCGCCGGGCUCGAUUGACACUGUCUGCUGAUCUGCGUGCUGACUACCCAUCGCUCGCAAUAACAAGGCUGCUCGCUAAUUCCCCGUCCAAAGAGCCUAAAAAAAAGCCCACAGGGCAGUCAAGAACAACGCGUCGCGGUGCCAGCACGCCGUUAUGGCUUCGGGAGACCUUUAUGAGGUGGAACAUAUUGUAGACAGGCGGCGGAAUAAGAAGGGAAAGUGGGAGUAUCUAAUCAGGUGGAAGGGAUAUGGAAGUAAAGAGGACACUUGGGAGCCGGAGCACCACCUCCUGCAUUGCGAGGAGUUCAUUGAUCGCUUCAACAGCAUGGGACUACAUCCGCACAAACAGCACAGAAAUCCCAAAAGUACGAGCAAUGGCCAUGCGGCAGCCACAGAAAACCCCAGAGCUCGGUCUGAAGCACGAAAGAAGAAAAGCAACAAUGGGACAGCUGUCGGAGUUCAAGGAGGAACUGUUCUACCGAUUGGAAGUAGAGGGUCAGGACAUGUUCAUAAACUGGGGAAUGUUGGCCUCGGACCCGGAAAGCAUGCUCCGCUCCAGGACAAAAUGGGCAAAGCCAUGACGUUUAGAACUCCUCCAAUAGAAGCCCCUCGCCUCCUGGCCCAAGUGAGGGAAACUGAUAAUGGGCACGUGAAUGGAUGUGUGCAACCACACACUUUGGGGGCCGCUACAAAGUCACACAGAGUGUCCUCAGACAGAGUGGAUGGAGGUCUGGAUAAAAUAGAUACUACAAAAUUGGGUUCCCCUCGAGCUAAUGGCAAGAUGCAACUCCACAGCUCAGUAAAACGCAAGCUGACAGAGGAGAAGUGCUACGUGUUUGACAAGCGGCUUAGGUACAACGUGCGACAGAACGAGACCAACUGUCGAUUUCGGGACAUUGUUGUCCGGAAGGAGGACGGUUUCACGCAUGUCCUCCUCUCCAGCCAAACAACGGAUAACAACGCUCUGACGCCAGAGAUCAUGAAGGAGGUGUGUCGGGCUCUGGGUAAUGCAGCGGCCGAUGACAGUAAACUGUUAUUGCUCAGCUCUGUGGGGACUAUAUUCUGCAGUGGGAUAGAGCCAUCCUACCUCAUAGGUCGUCUGUCCACCGACCGCAGGAAAGAGAGCAGUCGCAUUGCAGAUGCCGUAAGGGACUUUGUGUUGGCGUUCAUACGCUUCAAAAAGCCCAUCGUGGUUGCAAUCAAUGGGCCCGCCCUGGGCCUGGGGGCUUCUAUCCUGCCUCUUUGUGAUGUGGUGUGGGCCAGUGAGAAAGCCUGGUUCCAGACUCCUUGUGCGGCCCUGCACCUCACCCCCUCCGGCUGUUCCUCUUACACUUUCCCCCAAAUCCUUGGUGUGGCUUUGGCCAAUGAGAUGCUGUUCUGUGGUCGAAAGCUGACAGCGCAAGAAGCGUGCAAUCGAGGUCUGGUGUCGCAGGUGUUCUGGCCAACCACAUUUAAUCAGGAAGUGAUGCUCCGUGUGAAGGAGAUGGCGUCGUGCAAUGCUGUGGUCCUAGAAGAAUCCAAAUGCCUGGUGAGGAGCAUCCUACUACAUUGCCUGGAGGAAGUAAAUGAGAAGGAGUGUCAGAUGCUAAAGCAGCUGUGGUGCUCCACCAAAGGACUGGAGGCGCUCUUCAGCUACCUACACAACAAAACGUGUGAGAAAUAACCUCAAACUAAAGCAUCUUAAAGUGUAGACCUUUGUUUCCGUCCAUCAGCAGAGAAGAGAGCAAGGAGUUGCACUUGCUUCCAACAAGUCCUUCUCGAUCAGGUUUUUCAAGGACAUUUUGAAAAUGGACUGUCCAGAUGUUGAGUCUCCUUUCAAAAGUGCAUUAGUUUCAUAUGAACAGGGUCUUCAAGGGAAGUACAGUGUGUUUCUGAAACGAUGUGAGAAUUAAUGCGGAUUUAGGUGGGGGGGUUACUGUAUCUGAUUGCACAUGACAAAGUAAUGAUAAUAUAUAUGAAUGUGUAUGUAUACAAUUAUUUUAGUGCAAAAGUUAACUUAUGCAUAUAACAACUUUAUUUGACUUGCCUCAUGUUUUCAAGUGAAAACCAAAGUUGGCAUGAAGACGCAGUUUAUUUAAAUGCAGCUUGUACAUUCCCCUCAGGCUACUUACAGGAGACGUUCUUGUUGUCAGCUAAUGGGUUCCAGUAUCUAUACCAAAGGGUGUCAAACGCAUUUUUGUCGCGGGCCACAUCAUAAUUAUGGUUUUCACAGGAGGGCCGUUCCGUUAUGACUGCGAGAACAAAUAAAUGUGUCAUUGCCUCAUCUGAUAUAUACACAACAAAUUGAUGACUAAGUAGUUUUGAAAUCAGAGGCCAGUAAAAGCUGUUCAAAUAUUAUUGCAUUUAUUUUAAAAGGGGGAUUGCUCACAAAAAAAUGGUUCUCAAAACUUUUAAAAGUGAAGACAGUUUGCAAUUUUUUGUAUUUUAAUGAGAACUAUGAAAUCGAUGCAUAUACUUUGUUUUUGCGGACUACAUAAGAUGAUGUGGCAGGCCAGACCUGGCCCACGGAAAUUGAGUUUGACACCUGUGAACACUAAACAUGAUUUUUUGUGGGCUAAAUAAUCCAUUAAUUGAUAGUUAUCAAUUCCAGGGUUUGUGUGAAAUCGGCACUGUUGACUCAAAAGAACAAUGUGCCCUCUUAAUCCUUCACUCACUUAACUAUCACUGUUCAGUUACGGUGGAGUGGCUAAGUGAAAGGACCCUUCAAAUUGUGUUAAAAGCAUGAAAUUUGGUCCUUAUAUGAUUCAGUUUGUGAAAAUAUAAGAAAAGAAAAGAAAACGUAUCAAUGGAACAUCACAUUUUGGGGCUGACACCAUUACGUACGUAUGAGGCUGCUAAUCUUGGAAUGUUGCAUGUCUUGCGAUGUUUUUGAAAAUGGUGCGAUUUGAAAAAUACAUGGCCCAAAUUUCAUGCUUGGAUCACGUUUUGAACAAUUCUUGCUGUCGUUAUUGCAAAUGCCUGCUCUAUAAUUUCCAUGCUCAGUGUUAGUGUUCUUUUUUCUUUUGUUUUUGGUUCUUAUUCUGUCCAUGGGAUGGACGUCGAAAUCACUGGAAGUCGAGAGAAUGCCUGUGUCGAUGAAGAGUGUCUUUAAAUUAAAAGAGUUAUAAUUAAUACACAACCUAAAGGUGUAAGAUUUGCGCCUGAUUCCAUUUCUUUCUGGGAAGGAAACACAUGCACAUCAUUUGGCUUCAAGGUUAAAAUGGAGGAAUGAAACGGAUGACGUAAGUACGAUCGUCAUAUUUAUUGAGGGUCUUGUACUUUUUUUUUUAACUGAUUUUCAAGUGAUCAAAUUAUGCCUCACUAAUGGCCAGCGAUCAGUGUCGCUGUCAUAAAUUUGCAUACCGGCACGUGAUGACUGAAGAGAAAUUAUAUUUUGAUGUUUGUCGUAUUUAGGAUUUAUUUUGUUUUACCAAAAAUAUGUGAGGAACCUAUUUUGUGAAACAAGAAAUAAAAUGCAGUACUCUAGUUCUCGAACGUGUAGAUUGCCGUAACGUGUUGCAUGUGAGAUACUGUAAAUACUUAGAAAGUGUGGCCUGUUUUUUCUGGGUAUAUUUUAUACCUGCAUUGUAAGUAGCAUUUUCAAGAAGUGGGUUGUAUGUAUGGAUGUUUAUUUUUGUAUUUAUUCAAGAAAAGGUGUGAAUUGAAGUAACCAUUUAUUCUUUCAAAUGAAAUAUAUUAAACAGAAGGUGUUUGAAAAUUGCCUAGAUGACUUAGUAGACAGGAUAUUAUUCAUUUUAGAGCUGAAUAUAAUUUCUGAGAGCAAAUGCUUUAUUGCACAUAUGUCAAGUUUACCGGAGAUGAACAAUCAUUUGUGAAUUUGUCAAGGCAUGUCAAAUAUUUCAUGUUGUGUUUUGAGCAAAUUUAUAUAAGGCCGUUGCAGAUGAAUGAUAUGAAGACAUGCCCCACUCCCAAAAAAUAAAUAAAAGCGUACUUCCAUGAAAUAAAGAUACAGUAAAUGCA
Messenger RNA from Hippocampus zosterae (dwarf seahorse), 4126 nucleotides. Its product is annotated as chromodomain Y-like protein 2. The record is from RefSeq and is a predicted model, not a curated record. The transcript is spliced from 7 exons. Gene Ontology annotation, cellular component: nucleus. Gene Ontology annotation, molecular function: transcription corepressor activity. Bases 321 to 1829 code for a protein of 502 amino acids. NCBI's taxonomy places the organism in Eukaryota, Metazoa, Chordata, Actinopteri, Syngnathiformes, Syngnathidae.